AUGCAUCGACAGCAUCGCUCUCCAUCUCGCUUCUUUGUUCAACAAAUUUUGUGCAAAAUCUCUAACCUCGGAGAAGCUGCUCAAGUGAUUGAAGAAAGAGAGAUUCAGCAGAGUGAAUUGUGGAGGAGUAAGAGCAAGAGACCCGAUUCCCGAUCGCGCAUGCACGCAGUGCCCUCCUCACUCCCACUCCAGCCUGCCAGCCCUCCUGUUCGCGUCACUGCCAACGCAGCGGUGACUGCAACUCGCGUGACUCCACAAGUGUCAGUUUUCAAGGUUGAUCCUGCGUUAUUUGUUCCUGCGGCCGAUGCUGGGGCGCUUCCUCUGCCCUUUUUUGAGAAGAGGAAGUAUCUUCUCGUUGAAAGUAUCAUUAAAUGCGGUGUCAAAGUAGACGCCGUAAACUACAAGGAGUAUGACUUCAAGCAUGCCAAGACUGCUGACCUCGUAGUGUCUGUCGGUGGCGACGGGACCUUUCUAACCGCUGCCGUUAGGAUUACCGAAAAGGAUAAACCCAUCAUUGGGAUCAACAGCAAUCCCGUUUCUCGGCGCUUCCGCCAGCGAAUUCGACUUCUCGUUUCGACGCCGUCGGCCCAGCUGAUACCUCUCGAUACCGUUACUCCGCGUUUAUUUGAGCCGCGUGCACCACAUUCGCGCCCCUCCGACGAGGAUGGUGGGGAGGAUCCAGCAGUUGCUACCCUACCUCCUACCUACCUCCUUCCUGUGCGGGUGUUAAACGAUGUUUUUAUCAGUGCUUGUUUGAACACCAGGGUCUCCCGUUACGAGAUAUCAGUGGAGGAGGCGACGCCGGUGACUCAGAAAUCGAGCGGUCUGCUGGUGUGCACAGGUACUGGUUCCUCCUCGUGGUACCGAAGCCUCCACCAGGUAGAUGUCCACCUCGUCGCGCGCCUUCUCUCUCUCGCCUCUGACUCUCAUCCCGAUGUCACUGUAGCCGCCGAGGUUGCUGAGCGCUUCAACCGUGAUCUGGUCUUCCCCCCCGAUUCUCCUCUUAUGGCCUACUCUGUUCGCGAAAUAAUCACUAACCAUGUCUUUAAAUUUGGUUCUCCUCGCGGUUUUGCAAAAAAAUUACGAGUGGUUUCACGUAUGGAGGAUGCGUACCUCUGCAUUGACGGGUGGCUGGCACUGCCUUUCGAGGACGGCGACUCCGUUGAGCUCUCCAUACACCCCGAUGAUGCGCUUUGCGUGAUCGACUUCCAUGACAGCACCCUUGGCUGA
Echinococcus granulosus is the source of this 1230-nucleotide messenger RNA. RefSeq lists its product as hypothetical. The record is from RefSeq and is a predicted model, not a curated record. NCBI's taxonomy places the organism in Eukaryota, Metazoa, Platyhelminthes, Cestoda, Cyclophyllidea, Taeniidae. Gene Ontology annotation, cellular component: mitochondrion. Gene Ontology annotation, molecular function: NAD+ kinase activity. Bases 1 to 1230 code for a protein of 409 amino acids. Gene Ontology annotation, biological process: NADP+ biosynthetic process; NAD+ metabolic process. The transcript has 7 exons.